GGUGCUCCUCGGUCCUGCUACUGUUUAUUUAAGCACCUUGGACAACUCCGCUCCACAGCAGAGAGCACUGCAGAGGUGGAAUCGGGUUUAUGCGUAAACUACGUAAAAUCCGCACGGAAGUACCGAAUGCUGCACUGUGGCUGGGCUGCCUCGUCUUCGCCCUUUGUUGGGGAUGUUGUGCUGACGGUUAACCGUUUCAGGGUUUUGCCCGCGUCGCUUUAUGCUAGAUCCCCCCCAUCUCUCCUUGCCGCCAGGAUAUCAGAGGUGUUAUGGAGGCAGAUUUAGAGUGAUGCGUUGUGCUUCGUAUUCAUCCUUCGCUUGAUCGGGUUUCACUGGAUUGGCCGAGGCGAAUGCCAUUCAAUAGGUCUCUCCCAGCGUGCAUGGGCUGCGGUAUAAACAGCAUGGCCAUCGCACAUUCCAGUGAUUCUAAAUAUAUCUAUUAAGGCCACAGGAGGGGGAGGACUUGUGUAGGGGGGUUUAUCCUGGGACGUUUCACUGUCGUGGUGAACUCGCACCACUUGAAUCAUCUUCAGGAGAUUGACAAUCGGCUGCUGCGCCCACAGAGGAGAGCUUGGCCCUAUCCAAAACAAUGCCCUCGAGUUACAAUGUGAGAUCUAGGGCGCGGGAGAGAAACAGCGUCCUGAGCAGACCGGAGUUCGUAUCCCUGAACCAGCCUCCCCGCGGCGGUGGCGCCGUCGGCGGCGGCGGUGCUGGCGGCCCCUCCGAGAGCCGAGGCGGCGCAAGGCGACCGGGUCAAAUCAAGCACCAAACAAGCCAGCCGAGUGAAGAGCCCGCCGACAAUGGCACCAAAAUGCCAGAGGAAGACUGCAUGCAGCUGAACCCUUCAUUCAAGGGGAUAGCGAUUAACUCCCUCCUCGCCAUCGACAUCUGCCUGUCCAAGCGCAUGGGGGCGUGCGCCAACACGUCCUCCUCCUGGGGAGGCUGCCGCUCCAUGGUGGGCAUGUUGGCGCUCACGGGGCACGGCAUCACGUGGAUCAUUGGCACUAUCGUGUGCCUCACGAGGAGUAACACUCUGGCAGGGCAAGAGGUGCUGGUCAACCUGCUGCUUGCCCUCAUUGUUGACAUCCUGACGGUGGCUGGAGUCCAGAGGCUGGUGAAGCGCAAAGGACCUUGGGAGAUGGCACCGAGCUUCUUGGACUGCAUUGCGAUGGACCUCUACUCCUUCCCCGCUGCUCAUGCCAGCCGGGCCGCCAUGGUCUCCAAGUUCCUGCUAUCUCACCUGGUCCUGGCUGUGCCGCUACGCAUCCUGCUGGUGCUGUGGGCCCUCCUGGUGGGUGUGUCCCGGGUGCUGCUGGGGAAACACCACCUAACUGAUAUGGUGUGUGGCUUUGCGCUGGGCAUGCUCCACUUUAGCUUGAUGGAGACGGUGUGGCUCUCAUCAAGCACCUGUCAGAAUAUUAUUUCCAUCAGCACGCUCAGCUGGAGCCCCUUUUUCUGAGCUUUUGAUAGAAGGCUAUGCUUGCACACAAGGCUUAUUUGAUACACUAACCUCACAAUGUCAGGGACUUAGCUCUGAUGGAGUUAUUUUUGUAAAGGUUUGAAGUUCUUAUCGUAGGGUGUGAAUAGAGAAGCAUUCAUAUUUAGGAAUCAGAUGCUGGCUUGCAUGUAACACCGAAGACAGGCGGGUCGCAAGACAUCACGAAACCUUCAUAAUGCUUCACAAAUCCUAGUAGCUUCAGUCAAACCUACUAAAACGCACCUCUACUGCUCCUUAACAUUAAUUAAGUGCUGACGAUAAAAGGAGAAUUAAGACAACUGCAAACUCACAAUGAUUUGGCCAUAGGAUUUUUGAAGAUUUCUUUCCUUGUUUUCGAUUUGUGAUUCUCGUGCAGUAUGAAAGCUGAUACCAUUUAUCCAUAACUGAACCCCUUUCUAUUCAACAAAUCCUCUCUUCAGUCUCUGUGCCGCUUCCUCUUUGCCAUCUUACUUCCCUUUACGUCCUCCUUCCCUGCUAUCUCUUCCUCUUUUCUCAUUUGUUUUGAAUAUUCACGUUUUUCUUUUUUGGAACAGUGAUAUAAUUAAACUACGUUGGACACUGAAUAGUUUGGUCUGAGGCUAUACUAUUGGAUGUAACACAAAACUAUUUAAAGUGGAUGUUGCUUGGAUAUUCCACAUUCUUCCUUCCUUGGCAUGACUAUUAUGUUUGUAUAUUUCUGACGGGAUUCUGUUCUUCUUACCGAAUGUUUAUCAAAUAUGAACUUUUUGGAUGCCACUGAAUUUAGCUGCUCGUGUAAAACAAAUGUCACACUUGCGCAGAAUUGAUUAUUUUUCUCAUGGGGUCAAGUAUCAUUUCCUUAUAAUGUGCCAUUUAUGCUUUAAUGAGUUUAAUGUUUUUUUUAUCGCAGCUAUUUCUCCUCAGCUCUUUCAUUUCAGGCUGCUGCAGUCAGCACAUCAACCUAAAAGAUGCUUAUCUAUGGUCAAUGAUGCUGAUUCUGUGCCCCACAAAACAACUGAAGUGUGUGUGUGUGUGUGUGUGUGUGUGUGUGUGUGUGUGUG
Anarrhichthys ocellatus (wolf-eel) is the source of this 2517-nucleotide messenger RNA. Its product is annotated as inactive phospholipid phosphatase 7. The record is from RefSeq and is a predicted model, not a curated record. Bases 590 to 1459 code for a protein of 289 amino acids. The transcript is spliced from 3 exons. Gene Ontology annotation, cellular component: nuclear envelope. Gene Ontology annotation, molecular function: sphingosine-1-phosphate phosphatase activity. NCBI's taxonomy places the organism in Eukaryota, Metazoa, Chordata, Actinopteri, Perciformes, Anarhichadidae.